UUUUUUUUCUCUCUUUGUACUUUUACAUUUUUACAUUGUGAAGCAGCCACCUUGUUCAACAUAUGGACAACAUUCCGAUUCAGGCACGACCUAUCGCAAGACCUCGUUCAAAUUCACGAAGAGUAGGAGGCUCACAGCGCAUUGCAGGCGAUGCUCAUGAAAACCUUCAUCCAGCAGCUGGUUCUCUUCAUAUAGUCGACAGCUCCUUCUAUGAAGAGAGUAAUCCUUUCCUGGCAACCAGCAAACCAAAUCUCUCUAUCAAUCGGGUCCCUUCAAAGCAAUCCAAUGCUGACAUUAAUACUAUUACCAGUACUAAUACUACUUCUACGGAGUCUAUACCAUCCCAAAGUGCCGAUGUACCGACGCCUACGACUGUACUGCCUUCAUCACCAAGUACAUCGCAACAGCAUAUACAGCCUGAAUCUCGGAGUAGAUCAAAGAGUCAACGCUCUGGAUAUACAAUCGAUUACCGCAAGGUGACUACAGAAGAUUUGAAGCAGGCCCGGAAAGAAUUGAAAGCCUGGGAAGCCAGCUUUAAAGCGACCCACCAACGUGCAGCUACUCAGGAGGACAUUGCUAAGGAUGACGUUAUGGUCAAGAAAUAUAGGACAUAUGGAAAGAUCAAGAAAGCGUUGGCAGCAAAGGAAACAAAAGUGCCAGAAAAAACCACAGAGACUUCAACAGGACAAACAACUUAUGCUGAAGCCUCAAAUGACAGUACAGUGCCUCGGACUCCAACAAAGGAGUCUCGGACAUAUGAUGCGACAGCAGGGAUGAGAACACCAUCCAGGAAACAGGAAGUCGAAUUUGUAUCACCUCGCAAGGUCGUCAGCACAGCUGGUUUUAUGUCACCCAGUCGAAGCAGUAAAAGUGGAGAAGAUCGUUAUCAGUUCCUUGCUGGCAUCAGCACACCGAAAUCACAGCGGAUCAAAUCCAAUGGUCCAUCGCCAUCAAAGAGUGGUAGCAGUAGGAGGUCGAUGGCUCAAUCACCUUCUCUCAAAUCACCUUCGAACCUCUUUACUAUCAGUGAACACGUUGCGGAGAAUGCAGAGCAUUCAUCUGGAUUCCCAGUAUCACCAACAAUUAGAGCUGCGGCGAUCCAGCGGCUGCCUCAUUCUACUACACCCUCUCGUUCACCUCGAACUCCAACAUCAAUGAGGACAAAUAGCCUACAUCUGCCUAACCCAUUCCAAUCGCCGACACGUCCAAGGACGUCACCACUCUUUGGUGGUAUGAACAACCGGCGUCAAAGGAAAAUACCUAGACCAUCAGCACCCGUCAUUGCAGACCUUGUAUCAUCAUCUUUGGCUAUGCAAAGUUCCCAAGGAUUCAGUGCUGAUGAAGAAUGGAAUGUGGCUAGUUCCUCCCAACAUUCAGCUGUUCAAAUCACCCCUCGAACACCUGAGGCUGAUAUGACGGGAACAAUCAAAAACAUGGCAGAAUUGAUGUUGCCGACUCAAUCAAGUCCCUCACGCACUUCAACCGUACCUAGGACACCAAGCCAACAACCCAGCCUGACAUUUUCUCAGACAACUCCUGGAAGUGCCAGGUCAGAUGUUGAUCUCUUUGUUGUGCCAGCUGGCUUUCAUUCGCAUUACAGGAGGCGGACCAUCCGAUCUACUCUGCUUAUGGCUAGUCAAGAAGAGGAUAAACAAUUUGAGGAGGAAUUUUUAGGAACCCAUCAAGAAAAGAAUGCUAGGGCUAAGGUGGCCUCAAGUAAUGAUACUAGUAUUCAGGAUGCUCCUCUAAACGGCGUUGUCGUUGAGCAAGGCAAUGACACAGACUGGGCUGAUUACAACAGCGAACAAGAUAUGAUGGAGCAGACGCCGUUUGGCCCAACCCGUAAAGCACUGCCAAAAAAACGAUAUACCCAGAAGAGAUCGACACGUCUUCACAAAAUUGCUGUUGCGCCCUCUGAAAAAGCUGAAGCAGCAAUGCGUGCUACUAAGCCUUCAUCCCGUUCACGGAAAGCGCCGAACUCUGCUGUGCAAGGUAGUGAAGAGGAGGAUAACGAUGAGGAGGCAACAAUAUCUCAAGAACAAAACAUAAGACAGGAACAAACUAAGGCAGAUGGGGCUGAUGCUAGCAUUAUAGAUGGCGUUAAGGAAUAUGGCUGGGGUGACUCGAAUAAACCAAUGGUCAAAAGUGAUAGAAGCACUCUAUCCACUACUGGUCAAAAUCGAGUUGGAUCCCGUCAGUCGACCAGCAAAUUUGGAGGCCCUGUAGCUGAUGGCAAUUAUGUUGCAUAUAAUCUCCAAGGCCGUGGCUUCAAGAAAGGCAGCAUUCGUGGCAAAUCACGUUUCGCGAACUCGAAAUUCAGAGGCUAUGGAGCAGGAGGACCAAGUACCGGCCGAAUGCCAUUUGAUCAGGAGAGUUGGCGCACGGAGUUCGAUAAGGAUAUUGAAGAGGCCGCCCUGGCGAUGACUUUAGCUGACAAAGACAUGUUAAUUGAGGAUGACGAAGAAGACGAGGAUGACACACCGUGGUAUGGUAAUGUCAAUGAUGUUACUGAUCCGUACGUUGUGACACUCUCGAAAAAAUAUUUGCAGUCACAUUUUGGAGAUAUUGGCGAUCCAGAUGAGUAUAUUGAGGAGAUACAGCUGAGAAACGAGUAUAAUAGCGAUGAAGAUACGCAGAACAGCAUUGCUGAGGGUUUUCGAGUGAAUCUAGAACAUGUUUUAAAGAAAGUGUGGGGUUAUCCAUCUUUCCGGGAAGGGCAGUUAGAUGCUGUUAAGAGAAUCCUAGCUUAUGAGUCGACGUUGCUCGUUCUGCCAACAGGCAGUGGAAAAUCCCUUUCAUACCAACUCCCUGCGUACAUCUUCUCCAGACUUGGUAUACCAAGUCUAACGUUGGUGAUUUCUCCAAUGAUCUCUCUUAUGUAUGAUCAAGUCAAAUGUCUGCCUCCAAGGCUAGUUGGAGCUUGUUGGACAAGCGUUGAACAGUCGCCGGCUCAAUUCAAAGAUUUUAUGGACAAGUUGACUUCGAACGUCAUCAAGAUUCUUUUCAUUUCUCCAGAAAAACUACAAAGCCAGUCUUUUCUAAGCUUGGUCCGAGCAAGGCGUUUACCUCGCAUUUCUUUCCUCUGUGUGGACGAAGUGCAUUGUCUCUCAGAAUGGUCUCACAACUUUCGACCAGCCUAUUUGCUUUUGAAUCAAGUCCUCAAAAUGGAUCUCAAAUCACCAUGUGUGCUUGGAUUGACAGGAACGGCGACAGAAGGGACCAAGGACUCGAUUUGUGCAAUGUUGGAUAUUGACAGGAUCAAUGGUGUACUUUCUGGGCCGGUGAUUCGUGAGAAUCUCGCCAUGACUGUGUCUAUGGAGAUUGAAAGGGAGACCGCCUUGCUUAACUUGCUUCACUCGCCACGGUUUGAGAGAAUGGACUCGAUCUUGAUCUAUGUGAUGAAACAAUCACAAGCGGACGCACUUGCAGGGUUUCUGCGCGUACGCAAUUUCAGUGCUGAAAGUUACCAUGCUGGAAAAUCGGCUCUUGACCGUCAGCGGAUCCAGCAGCGAUUCAUGAACAGUAGUUCACAAAAGAGUGCACUCUCUGGAAGUCAAUUGAGUGCAAGGCCUAUUGGUGCAGGCAUAUCAACAGGCGGUAGCGGAAUUCGGGUUUUAGUCGCUACGAUCGCAUUUGGAAUGGGGCUUAACAAAUCCAAUAUCCGUAGCGUGAUCCAUUACUGCAUGCCCAAGUCAUUAGAGAAUUAUAUUCAAGAGAUUGGACGAUCAGGCCGUGAUGGAGCGAGGGCCUACUGUCACAUGUUUCUCAACCAGGAUGACUAUCUCCGAUUAAGAAGUCUGGCCUAUGCAGAUGGGAUGGAUUGGGGGACUGUUUUGCGAUUGAUCAGACAACUUUUCUCGAGACGAGGGUUUAUGAGCUCUUCAUCAGUUCAAGGACUCGGCGGAGUGAAGAGCAAAAAAAGGCGUGGACAGAUGAAGGACAAUGAUGAUGAGAAUGGAGACAGUGAUGGAACUUCUACAGAGGACAAUGGCGUAAAUCACCCUGGAUCUAAAAAGCGAAAACAGAAUGAUCACCAGGCCCUGAAUAUCAGCGGAUCAAAGUCAGGAAUAAAAAGCGACCGUAAGGAACAAAAUAUUGUUUUAUCUACGUCCAGCAUAUUGGUCAUUCCCCCACUAAUCGACAACAGUCUGUUAAGGACCAAUAAGUAUUCAAGGCGAAAGAGACUUGUUGUGAUCCGUGAAGAGUUAGUGGAGGAGGAUUUUGAUAUCAAAAAAGAGGUUCUUGCAACAUUGUUGAGUUAUAUUGAGCUGGACCCGUCUCAACCAAUCAAAGUUAUAGGAUCAAUCUCUGCUAAAUGCACAGUAAAAUUUUUGCAAACAGCAGAAGAACUUUCUGAAUUAGCAGAAAAGGUUCCCUUGGUUGACAUUAUUUUGAAGCAAGGUGUUAUGACAGGACAUAACACAGGUGGAUCUGGCUCCUCAUUUGGAAAAGGACGUAAGGGCAAGGCAGGUAUUGCAGGGACCACUCUCUCGAUGGCAUACUGCUGUGAUACGAUGUCAUUGUGUCAGGAAAGUGAGCUGUCGUUUACAGAGCUGAUUCAGGAGCUUCAACAAUGGAAGCGUAAGAAAUGGGUCGUGUAUGAAUUGACAGAUCCUGGGUUGUGUGUGGAAAUCCAAAAGGAGCCUGAGGAGUGCAUGUUGGAGCUUCGAAAGCAGCAGGAACAGAAACAAAAGCAGGCGGAUGAAAACGUUGGAAUGAACAUGGAUGUGGAUUCUACUGAUGAGACAAUAGAUAGAGAUGGCGGACAGGAACGCAACUCUGAGACAAGCGAAAAGGAUUAUGAUGACUUCAUCAGGAUGCUUGCGGAUCGAUUGCAUCGAAAGCUUUGUGCAGUGGAGCGUGUUGGUGUCGCCAAAAUUGAUCGAGUCUAUGAACUAUUCCAGUCUGUGGCAACGCCCACAUGGCAAGAGCAAAAAGUUCUUCAGACCACGGAACAGGAUUUCGAUGAGAAUGAGGAAGUUAACAACGGUAGCUUUGAUGGAGAUGAUGGGGAUGGUGAUGAAAGCAGCGAAUAUGAUGAGGAUAUUGACCCAGAAUAUAUUCAGAUGCGAUUACAAGCCAAGGCAGAAGCCAAGGCAAGAAAAAAGUCUGUUGUUCAGGCUCGGUGUCGUACAUUUAAUGGUGUCCGUGGCGUGACAGAAUCCGAGAUGGUGUUGCGACAUGGCAUUCAGGAAUACUUUGCAAGGAGAUCAGGCGAGGGCAUCGGUGGUUUGGAUGCAGAAGAUUCUCUUUUUGAUCAGGAUGAAAGCUUGAAUCAUGACCAGUCUGAUAGAGUGAUGGAUAAGACGAUUCAGCUGUAUAACUACGAGGUCGAUAUAGUGAGGGAUCUACAACGUAAAUGGCGCUCAGCUGUAGAGGUGGAUCUUAAAGUGUUUUUGAACCAGUUGUGGCACCAGCAGACAGCAAUUACAGAGAGCCAUAACAACAGCAAGAUGAUGGGGGAUUCACCUCGAAUUGUGAGUAGGAUUUUUCAUGGUAUCUCAAGUCCGAAGUACCCUGCAUUGGAGUGGUCGCGGCACAAGUAUUGGGCCAAAUAUGUACACUAUGACUUUGCACAGCUGAUGCGAAUGGCCGACCAGAUUAUUAAGGAGCAACGACGGCGUGCCUCUCAAUUACAACAGCAGCAGCAGUAACCAAAGAAACCGAAAAGAAAC
Lobosporangium transversale is the source of this 5675-nucleotide messenger RNA. RefSeq lists its product as hypothetical. The transcript is spliced from 5 exons. Gene Ontology annotation, cellular component: nucleus; cytoplasm; chromosome. Gene Ontology annotation, molecular function: 3'-5' DNA helicase activity; four-way junction helicase activity; nucleic acid binding. Bases 63 to 5654 code for a protein of 1863 amino acids. NCBI's taxonomy places the organism in Eukaryota, Fungi, Mortierellomycota, Mortierellomycetes, Mortierellales, Mortierellaceae. Gene Ontology annotation, biological process: double-strand break repair via homologous recombination; DNA replication. The record is from RefSeq and is a predicted model, not a curated record.